This is a messenger RNA of Heterostelium album PN500, 537 nucleotides long. RefSeq names its product NuoB/complex I 20 kDa subunit family protein (gene ndufs7). The transcript is spliced from 2 exons. The record is from RefSeq and is a predicted model, not a curated record. Gene Ontology annotation, molecular function: NADH dehydrogenase (ubiquinone) activity; 4 iron, 4 sulfur cluster binding; quinone binding. Gene Ontology annotation, biological process: electron transport coupled proton transport; aerobic respiration; mitochondrial respiratory chain complex I assembly. The coding region runs from base 1 to 537 and encodes 178 amino acids. NCBI's taxonomy places the organism in Eukaryota, Evosea, Eumycetozoa, Acytosteliales, Acytosteliaceae.
AUGGCACAAGCAGGUCAACAUCUUUCAAAACUUUUAGCAUCGUCAUUCAAAGCAGCACCACCAUCAUCGGUGCCAGAGAUUGUCAUCAGUAAGUUGGAUGGUUUGGUCAAUUGGGCACGUACCGGUUCAUUGUGGCCAAUGACAUUCGGUCUUGCCUGUUGUGCAGUAGAGAUGAUGCAUGGUUAUGCUGCUCGUUACGAUCUUGAUCGUUUCGGUAUCAUUCCUCGUGCCUCUCCACGUCAAUCCGAUUGUAUCAUCGUUGCCGGUACCCUCACCAACAAGAUGGCUCCUGCCUUACGUAAAGUCUACGAUCAAAUGCCAUUACCAAGAUAUGUUAUUUCUAUGGGUAGUUGUGCAAAUGGUGGUGGUUAUUAUCAUUACAGUUAUUCAGUAGUUAGAGGUUGCGAUCGUAUUAUUCCAGUCGACGUUUAUAUUCCAGGUUGUCCACCAACUGCUGAAGCAUUCGUCUAUGGUGUAUUACAAUUACAAAAGAAGAUUAACAGAGAACAAGCUUUAUUGACAUGGUGGAGAAAGUAA